Messenger RNA from Puccinia graminis f. sp. tritici CRL 75-36-700-3, 3023 nucleotides. RefSeq lists its product as uncharacterized. NCBI's taxonomy places the organism in Eukaryota, Fungi, Basidiomycota, Pucciniomycetes, Pucciniales, Pucciniaceae. The transcript is spliced from 11 exons. The record is from RefSeq and is a predicted model, not a curated record. Bases 150 to 3023 code for a protein of 957 amino acids.
UGUGAGUUUGCUAUCUUCCCGUCGGACUUUGGGUAAAACUAUCCAAACACAAUACUGCCCUUCUGUGCGAAGUCUUUUUCGGUCACUGUCGCUAGUUAAACACCCAAGAACCUUUCCCGAUAUUCCUUCCUUGGACAACAACCCUGGGCAUGUGUUCUUUUCGAGAUUCAGCGAUGAUGCAUCUCUGCAAGCGGGUCUUAUUAGGCGGCUUGAUAACUUUUCCAUGGAUGGGAACUAUAUUCGCAGAUGAAGGCCAUCAACAGCUGAGCUUUUUGCCGAACGCCCCUCAGACCGAGUCCUCGCCAUCUCCUGGAGCAGACCACCCCAACAUGAUUUUUGCUUCGUUUGCCGGUCUCCUUCAACAGUGGCCGAAUACGUAUGCGUAUAGUGGCCACUCGAUCAUUCCGGGGGUCAUUCGAACGGGCACGUUAUUAUAUCACGGAACGAAUCACCAUACCCCUCCACCCUCUGAGGGCAUGAAAUGGUUUGCCUUCGACCCGGAGUAUAGCUACGUAAUUCACAGUCGCAGGCUUGGCCAACUCGACUUGUACACAUACGCAGUCACCCGUCCUCUUCGCAUAAUUUAUCUCGAUGGCCAGAGUGCUUCAUUGGGCACACCUGGAUUCAUGGACAGUCAAAGUGUUCUGAUUAACGGCACCAUUUGGGGAGAACUUGGCGACGAGGGCAAUUACAUGGACGAGGAGUAUGACCGCGCCCGUGAGCUUUGUAAGAUCGGAAUGGACUGGGGCUUCGAAGGAGUGGUGCGGAUGAACACUUGUUUUGAGCUUUUGUGGUGUGAUUUAACUCAGGGAGUCGAGCUUCUUGGGGGCACAAACACCACCGAUCCUUUUGAUACUUAUUAUGAACCGGGCGACUUCCAUGAGUCCAAAAAAGUCAUUGAAACUCACAGCCCGGAUACCCGAACAAAUUCAAGCGCACCAUUUGUCCAGAAUCCAUCAGAUGUUAUCAAUCCUCUCUGUCCUAAUGGAGUCCAAAAAGAUUUUGAGCAGAAAAUCGAGGUUUGUGGAGCUAGCGCCUCGACAAUCCAACUGAAGAACAAUAGCGGCUCCAUAAAAAGUGAUGGUCCCAACGAAGCCUUGCUACAAAUAGUCAGAAGAACUCGCGUCAUUAACUCGCCAUUUUACCUCAGAGCUCCCCAGUACUAUCUUCGAGCAGCCAGCCGGAAAUUCGGUUUUCCAGGUGAGGUAAGAGUGAGCCUGGAUCCCAGUGGCUUCGUGAGCUUCUACGACCGAAUAGAAAGCUUGAGCCAGAAGCGGCAAGCUGAUGGGACCGACGUUGGCCCACGCCACGCUCACACAUUGAAAGGGAUCAGUUCGAGCGAUGUGAAGAAAAUUAAAGAUCGCCUGCUUAAUGUGCUCGCCCGUAAGAUUAAGAAUGCGGAAGGCUGGCGGACAGAAUCGGAUCGACUCGAUUGGAGGACAGCAGUCGAGACAGUCGUUCAAACAUACAGUCGACCACUAAUCGAACUUGACUACCUCCUCAAGAGGGAUGACAUGAGCGCCAUCGACCGCGCGGCCGAAGUGCGCGGCUUGACCUACGGCAUGAUCUUACCGUACCUCGAUUUCUCCACUUGGAAUAUCGAUGAUCCAGCUUGGAUCGAUGGAAGUCUCGAGAAGUGUGCUAGAGGUUUUACUGCCGGAACUUACCGUGCCUCAGAUCUCACUGAAUCUAUAGAAGUCAUCAUAGGUGCCAUCGAGGGUACUUUGUCUCGAUUGUGCAGCACGAUUUUGAGUAUCUUUUCCCAAACCAUCCAAUUGGCAAUCCCCAUUGAUUCUCUCAUCAGUCCCGAUUCAAGAUUGGAGAGCGAAGCCAACUCACGCACUUUGGAGUGGCGAAAACAAACCGAUGAAUUGAUGAUGUGGCUGGGCUGGUCAACUUGGGGACAGUGUAAUCCACCCUGCAAACCUGAUGCUCUCCACUCCCUGCGCGCUGCUGCCGACAACUCAGGACCCAAAUUGGAAAUUAGGUGCUCUAAUAAUAAGGUUCAGUGGGAUGCUCUCCAACAACGCCAAGCCGUGAAGCGGUGUACGCUCUUGAAUUCCCCCUCCAGUUUGGGCUCAAAAAUCCCCCCUGUCCACAGUUUGACCUUAGCCAGUAAAACUUACACCUGUUCGCAGUUUGGACUUGGCCAGUACCGUAUUCUAGUCUCUAUUGCAAGCAUGAAAGACAAGUUUCGAUUUGUUCUCUUACUAUGGCUUGAAGUACAAUUCCGGUUAGUAAGCCUAGGGCCGCCGCCAAAGAAAUCGUCAGUGAUAUAUCCGGAGGCAUGGAUUGAUACUAGGUCACUCGAUGGAUUUUAUACAGCACCACUUGACCCAGGUUUGAGUCUGACCAACUAUGAUGCGGGGCGCUUGGAAUCAACAAGACCACAACCAAUAGAAAUCGACUUCCUUACUUCCUGGGGAAAAAGGGUGCCCGAGGAAAUGCCCGAGGGAAGUGGAUCAAAAAAGAGGCCUCUCUCCGAAGAUAGCGAUCAACUUCCAGAAAUUGAAGAGCAAUCCCAUCAUGAUCCCAAUCGAGACAAGCGACUGAAAGUUGACCCAACACAAAGUACGACAAAUUUGGAUCUAUUCCAGCGAUAUCAUCGAGAGCUUUUGAACCUUCUGAAUCGCGUACCUCCGCCGCUCGGUUUACGUUUUAGAAGUGAAAAAUAUUCGGCGAUGCCUGGGGAAUCCAUCGCGAAAAAUGAUCUACUUCCAUCUCUUCACGUAGAAGAUCCAAACACACAUUUGAUCCGAAAACCUCAUCAAGAGCCCUUCGAUAUUCUGAGCACAUUUGGUCCGAGCCAGCUGAGAUUCUUACACUCCUGGUUAUCAUUAACUACAGAUCGUGUACCACCAUCUGUUAGUUUACCGUCACGCUUGAGAAUCCAAAAGUUUCGAAAUACCGUGAGAGGAUCUGGAUCCGAAAAAGAUUCACAUUCAACUCUUCAUGAAGAAAGGCAGAAUAUAGUACCACCAUCAGGUAGCACUGCCAACUCCUUAACUGGAGAUCGAAGGUGA